AAAGCGUCGCAUGUUCGAGGCGGGAGGAACACAUGUCAGGUUUUUUCCAGAAGCGGCCGGUAGAUGCCCCAGGGUUCGUUCUCUCUCUCUCUCUCUCUCUCUCGCCCCGGGAUGGGAACUUGGCUCGCGUCUGUGCGGAUAGUAUAUGCGAGUCCUGGAGCCCGCCUGCCAUAGAUGCGACGGCACGUUGACCGCUUGCCGACAUACGAGGAGGGACAUGGUCCUUGCGUCCCCUCCCGCCUGCCGGCCGCCUCAACUUUGCAGCGUAACGACUGGCCGACAAGUCGUCGUCUCAUGAGCGCCCACGGGGGUCACGGAACCGACUCGAAGCCGUGGCCAGUCGCCGAAGCCCUGCGGCGUGGAAGACCGACCCGACGAGGGACGAGCGAGUCAUCCACAGACGAGACGAUGACGUGACAUCCAACAACAGCGAAAAGACAGACGCAAACGCGACUCGGGGGACUCAACCAUUUGGCCGUUCGACUGAGGUGACAGGGCUGGACGACCCAAUCGCCGAGCCCGAGCCGGGUAUCGACAAGCGGGCUCAGGAAGUCUCCAGCGUAGCAUCAAAGCAAGAAGCAAAGGAAUAAGGACUACGAGGAAAACGCGAGACGGAAAGCCCCCCUGCAAAAGCAAUCACAACGCCGAUGCCACCCAGAAUAACCAAAGCCAAACCCCGCGUACUGUGGCGAGGCGGGAGUGCUAACAUGGGAGUAAAAAAAAAAAGCCAAAGACACGAUAUCUGGCCGUGUUCUCGGACGACAACGCCACUCAGUUGCCAAUGAAGACGGAAACCUGCUCCCAAGCCCAAAUGCUGAUGUACGGACUCAGCCGCUCGCCCACUCUUGCAGACUUCCAGAAUAUGCCCAUGAAACUGUCGCAUGUGAUGUCAGCCCCCUUGUUCUGGAUCAGCGGUCCAAACCUCCCCCUCGGCUGUGGAUUCUCGGCAAGGUGAAUCCUCAGACGUACCCAUCUUUCCUGUUGUCCAGCAGGGCCGGGAAUAUGGCGUGGACGUAUGUGCUCGUGCAGAUCAGGAGGAGGAUGACAAGGAGCAGCGACUGGAAGUUAAACAGGGCGGCCUGUCGUCGGGUUGCGUUUGGUUAGCACUGGGUUGAGGUUAAGCAACGGGCGUCGUCGUGCUUGCCGGCGCUGGGGCAAAGUGAAAGCAACGGUCGACAGAGAGCGCCCACAUACCAUCUUGGCAGCUCGGGACGCGAUCAGGAGACGAGGGACCGGGACGGGGGCCUGUUUGUUUCCGUAGAGGUCGGCGCGUGGGCCUGAUGUGGCGCUAUUUAUCGAGCGCGAGGAUGAAGGCAAGCGGAUGUGGCCUGGGUGACUCUGCGGUUUCUUGGAGACGGUGUCUUGGGCGGUGUUGUCGCAAGGCUGGUGGUGCUCGUUAGGAGUGAGGUGGAUUGAUUGGACAUGCUGUCAUCGGAAGAACAGCUUUUCCAAUUUGUUGGAAAGCCAAUCCUGGCCCAGCGGUCCCCCCAGCGGCGGUCCCCAGCGCCCCCACCACCCCUGGAGCUUAUGCCGGUUGGUGCUGUGGGGGUCCCCGCCCGCCGCCGGAUGGAUCCUGGUCGAAGCUACUGAAGCCUUGGCGCGGCAGGAAACUUGUGCGGCGGCGGCGUCGCGUUGGCUGCGAUUGAGAAUGAAACUUGGACCAUGUAAUGAAUCACGGCA
Messenger RNA from Gaeumannomyces tritici R3-111a-1, 1680 nucleotides. RefSeq lists its product as hypothetical. The record is from RefSeq and is a predicted model, not a curated record. Lineage: Eukaryota; Fungi; Ascomycota; Sordariomycetes; Magnaporthales; Magnaporthaceae. Bases 175 to 417 code for a protein of 80 amino acids. The transcript is spliced from 2 exons.